Molecule: messenger RNA, 733 nt
Organism: Silurus meridionalis
Lineage: Eukaryota; Metazoa; Chordata; Actinopteri; Siluriformes; Siluridae
Product: H-2 class II histocompatibility antigen, A-R alpha chain-like
Exons: 3
Coding region: 4-432 (142 amino acids)
Biological process (GO): peptide antigen assembly with MHC class II protein complex; immunoglobulin production involved in immunoglobulin-mediated immune response; positive regulation of T cell activation
Cellular component (GO): MHC class II protein complex
Molecular function (GO): MHC class II protein complex binding
Source: RefSeq, a predicted model, not a curated record
UGAAUGUGUGGUUUAUUUUUCUCUCCAGAUCCUCCACAGAGCUCCAUUUAUCCUAGAGAUGAUAUAAAGUUGGGUUUAGAGAAUCUGCUCGUCUGUCACUUCACACGAUUUUUCCCUCCACAUGUGACUGUGCGAUGGACCAAAAACAACGAGGAUGUGACGGAUAAAUCCACACUCAGUCGUUACUACCCUAAUAAAGACAACACCUUCAACCAGUUCUCCCACCUGACCUUCACUCCACAGGAGGGAGAUGUUUACACCUGCACUGUGGAGCACCAGGCCCUGGAGAACCCUGACACCAUGACGUGGGAGGUGGAUGUUGAGCUUCCCAGUGUAGGUCCGGCUGUGUUUUGUGGAGUGGGUCUGGCUGUGGGGCUGCUGGGAGUCGCUACUGGAACUUUCUUCCUGGUUAAAGGAAACCAGUGUAACUGAUACUACAGCCACACGUCAAGAGUUCAAAGAGUUUCAGAUGCCUACCAUAAAGUCUCUUUACUUUUUAAAGGAAUCUGUACAUCCACUCAAGUUAAAUUACCUGUUUAAAACAAUUAAAUAUCUUAUUUUAUUUUUUUGUUGUUUUACUGUUCACCUGCUGUUAAAUUUCUCUACUGUAUAAAUCUGUACAUCUUUCAUUUCCAGUGUAUAUCAUUCCUAAUUAAUGCUACAAGAGAAAAAGCAAAUGAAAUUAAAUUGAGUGCCUGCAAAAAAAUACGAAAUAAACUGAAUUUACACAUAA